Pecten maximus is the source of this 3543-nucleotide messenger RNA. Its product is annotated as alpha-L-fucosidase-like. Gene Ontology annotation, cellular component: lysosome. Gene Ontology annotation, molecular function: alpha-L-fucosidase activity. Lineage: Eukaryota; Metazoa; Mollusca; Bivalvia; Pectinida; Pectinidae. The record is from RefSeq and is a predicted model, not a curated record. The coding region runs from base 104 to 1555 and encodes 483 amino acids. The transcript is spliced from 8 exons. Gene Ontology annotation, biological process: fucose metabolic process; glycoside catabolic process.
AUUUAACGUAAAACAUUUCCGCCUUUUGCUUUUUGUACCCUUUGCUGCAUUUUGUGUUUCGUUGAGAUAACGACUGGGACAAGUCUCGUGAUUGUAAACAAUCAUGGAGGCAAAAUCAGCAUUUCUUCAGAUAUUUUCAUUCAUAGUAGGCCUAUCGGCUACACAUGCAGUGACGUAUACGCCCGACUGGAAGUCCUUAGACUCAAGGCCGUUGCCGGCAUGGUACGACGAGUCCAAAAUUGGUAUAUUCUUGCACUGGGGAUUAUUUUCUGUGCCCGCAUACAGGUCAGCUUGGUUUGUCUACUUUUACAAUCACAAAUAUCCUGACUACGUGCAGUUUGUACACGAUAACUAUGGACCAGACUUCACAUUUGCUGAUUUUGGACCGCGUUUCCACGCAUCUUUUUAUAACCCUGACGGAUGGGCAGAUAUUUUUGAAGCCUCCGGAGCAAAAUAUGUGGUGUUGGUUACAAAACACCAUGAAGGCUUCACCAUGUGGCCAUCCAACUAUUCCUGGAACUGGAAUGCUGGUGACGUUGGACCCAAAAGAGAUCUAGUGGCUGAGCUGGCCACUGCUGUUAAGAAGAAGAAGGAUAUGCAUUUUGGGGUGUACCAUUCUCUGUUUGAGUUCUUUAAUCCGUUAUAUAUCGCUGACAAGAAGAAUAAUUACAGGACUCAGGAAUUUGUUAGAAGAAAGACUAUGCCUGAGCUGUAUGAGCUUGUCAACAACUACAAACCUGAUGUUGUCUGGUCCGACGGUGACUGGGAGGCUGAGGAUACCUACUGGAACUCUACAGAAUUUAUUGCCUGGCUUUACAAUGAAAGUCCAGUGAAAGAUACAGUGGUGACCAAUGACCGCUGGGGAAAUAACACCAGAUGUCGACAUGGAGGCUUCUGGAACUGCAACGACAGAUUCAACCCAGGAAAACUAUUCACUCCCAAAUGGGAGAACUGUAUGACAGUGGAUAAAAGGGCGUGGACUCACCGCCGUGAUGUCACUGCCGAGGACUGUCGUUCUGUCAACGAACUGAUCACUGUGAUGGCCGAGACCGUUAGCUGUGGUGGUAACCUAUUAAUGAAUGUCGGCCCUACAGCUGAUGGACGAAUCAUCCCGAUUUUUGAACAGAGGCUGAGACAGUUUGGAGCAUGGAUGAAGGUCAACGGAGAGGCUAUCUACAAAUCUAAACCCUGGCACACACAGAGUGACACAUUUGACAAAAGUGUCUGGUAUACAUCCAAGAAAGACGCCAAUGGAACAUCUGUGUAUGCUAUUAUCCUAACAUGGCCAGAGUAUGAUGUACAGACCCUAGGAGCUCCAAUCACUGGACCAAACACGGUCAUCAAGAUGCUUGGAUAUGACAAACCGUUCAAGUUCUAUGCUGGACUAAACAACACAACCGAGAUCGUGUUUCCAAACAUUCCUGUCCCUUUGAUGCCUUCCUAUGAUGCAUGGGUCCUGAAGAUGACAAAUUUGGAAAACCAACAUGUACCAAAUCAUCACAAACCUGACAAAGAUGUCUUUGUCAAGCCUAUAGACAUGGUGGACUUCCUGUGAAACUGUUUUUUCUGACACCAUUGUUGUUUUUCUUAUUACAGGGAUGGUAUUCAGUUCAUUGUUUAAACAUAGUGACGGCAUAAUUCACAGGUUUUAUUUUGGUAUUUAAAAAAAAGAGCAGCAUUUUUUAAAAUUAUAUUGACAGGAUGUCAAAUUAGGCACGAUAUUUUUGUACCAAUUGCCAAGUCCCUGUGAGUUUUUAUGAUAUUUAUAAUCCACUCCACCACUUCACACAUCACUAGUUUAACAAGCUUUUGUCCCUUUGUGAGAUUUUAUGAAAACACUCAAAACUAGACGAAACACAUUUGAAAUUGAUUACGAAAUGUUUUAAAUAAUUAUAGAUUUUGUUUUGUAUACACUAUUCUAUCCCAUAUAGAUCUGAGUUAACAUGUUCAACUUAAAUUUGGCAGUAAAUUUGAAUAUUAUAUUUAUAAGAGAGUUUGAGCAAUACAAAUGGUAAAACUUCUACUGAGGACCGAUCCUGCGAUCAUUAUAUCUUUAGUCUGUUACUAAAGAAAAACAAGGCCUGUUUCAUUCACUGUGGACUAAAUAGUUAAUCUAUAAGAUGAGAUAUGUUCAUUUACAGACAUUUUAGUCUGAUGUCACUUUCAGACAAGUCUUGUCAAAGACUUUUAAAUCCUGUAUUAACAUCUGCAGCUCAUUCAAGAUGUAAUAAGCCUGAAAUGUUACAUUAAAUAAUUGACAAACUGGUUUGUCCUCAGAGAAGUGAAAUAGCCUUCAUUUAGAUGACUUCUAUAUGUUGUAUACUCAUUUUUAACACGCUUACAUCUUAUUAAACAUAUUGUAAAUGUUUACUUAUAUUUCUAGUGCUUAUGUUUCAAAAUAUUUUGUUUUUCUUAUUGUUACUUAAUAUAUUAUUAUGGCAAUCUCAUUUGAUUUUCAUUAAUCAUUAUUUUGUUUUCCUUUUUUGAAAUUAACGACAAGAUUUUGUAAAGAAAUAUCUUUGUUUUAUAAUUCAUCGGUUAGAUUAUUUGGCUUUUUUGCUCAUGUAAAUAUAUGUUUUUCAAAGUAUUCCAUUGAUGAGAUUGUCUUGUGGAAUAAAAAUCUGGCAUGAUUUUAUUCCUAAUAUUUUUUUCAAACAUUCCAAUAGAAAUGUUUUUGUGAUGCAUGUCAAUUAUCUCAUAGAGUUAUUUUCAGAUUGCUUUCACUCACCUGAUUUAUGAGUAGAAUGAAUGGUAUUUUUUAUUCUAUACAUGUAAAUAUUCUAUUUUCAGAUAUUGUGAACAGUAAUGAUGAUGUGUUGAUUUUUCUUCGAAAAUCUAUAUGUGUUAAAACAAUAAAAGCACUAGAAGUAAUGAAAUUGAAAAUAUAUAUAUAUCUUACCUACAUAUUAUGUAUUUAGUGUGUGAAUGACUAUAUUAUCUUGAUGAUUUAUUGAAAUCCUCUUUUGUAAUUGCUCAGGCACUGGAGAAAGAAAUCUUUACACCAAAAAAGAAUUCCAAGCAUAAUCUAGUCUGUAGUUGUCUCCCUUUAAUUUAUUUUACCAGCAUUAUUUAUAAAAUAAUUGCAACUGAAAUAUUUGGUGGAAAAAAAAAUUAGCCAAAACAUAUAUUUAAGGUUAUACAUUUGAGAGAAAUAUUAUCAGUGGUUGAAUAGUUUCUUCAAAUUAAAUUUCAACCAUAUUGAAAUAUGAAAUUUUUCUUAAAUCAAUAUAGAUUACCUAUUUCUGAAGUGCAUGUCGGUAUUUUUUUUAAAAGAAUGAAAUAAUAUAUUCGUUUUCUUGAAAAAUGUGCCUCUGUCAUAACAAUCUCACGGAAAAUGAUUCUGUGGCAGUCAUGGAAAAAUCCUAAACAUCUUAAUUUCAGAGAGCUGCUAAAGAUUUUUAGUCCACAUACCUCAGUUGUAUAAUGGUAUAUCUCUCACUUAUCACUUGUAAGAUAUCUCUAUAAAUAUUUGUUUAUUUUAAGUAUUUUUGUUAAUGUUUUUUGAGAAAAUUAAACCUCAAAUAAAGAUAAUAUGAAGAUCUA